This is a messenger RNA of Closterium sp. Naga37s-1, 2082 nucleotides long. The record is from the annotation of a GenBank genome assembly. Lineage: Eukaryota; Viridiplantae; Streptophyta; Zygnematophyceae; Desmidiales; Closteriaceae.
AUGUUGCUCAUGUCUACUGCACAUGCCAACGGAGGCUCGUUAGAGAAGAGUGCAGGCGAGGCUGUGGUGGGGAGGACAGCCAAUAACGCCACUCAUGCCACUAAUGCCACUCGUGCGACGCAUGCCACUCCUGUCACUCAUGCGACGUCUGCCGUUUGUGCUGCUCAUGAGGUAGCUGCUUCUGGUGCUGUUGCUGCUGUUGUGAGUGAUGGAAGGGGCGAUGCGGCAGGUGGGGCGGUGGGUUGUGAGGAAAGGACGGAAGCGGAUAGGGCGGGGGGUGCAUAUCCACGGGAGAGUGGUGUUGUGAGGGUGGGGGGUGGAGAGGUGGAGGGGAGUGUGCUUAGAGGUGUGGGAAUACAGGGUGCUGGGGCAGUGGAUGUAGGCUGUGAAACACGCAGGGGACGAGAAGGAGGUGGGGAGGGGUCUGGGAAGGCAGUUGAAGUGGUGGUGAGAGAACCUGGAGGUGGUAUGAGGCGAGAAGAGGGAGUGGGAGAGGAGGGCGGGGUAGAGGAAUGGAGGGUGCAGGAGCGGGAGGAUGGGGACGAUGAGGGUAAUGAGGGUAAUGAGGAUAUGAAGCAAGAGGGGGAUGAAGAAGAAGAUGGCGAGGAGAGAGGAGAUGAGGAAGGAGAGGAGAUGGGGGAAGUGCAAGGGGAGGAGCAAGGGGAGGAGGUGCUUUGUGGGCAAGACGACAUGGAGGAUGCGGAAACUGAGGAGGAGGGAGGGGAGGAGGGAGAGGAGAUGGGACAGGAGGAGCAGUGUGAAAAGGGGGAUGAGGAGAUGGGACAGGGGGACAUGUGGGAGCAACUAGAUGAGGCUGGGGCUGGGGAGGGCGGGCAAGGGCGAGAGAGGCAAGGCGGGGAGGGCGAGGGGGGGAGUGAGGGCGGGGAGGAGUCCCCUGGUGCACAGGGUCUUGUUGUGAACCUCCGAGGCAUCUUCGACUCUGUGAGCGAGGGGGGCAAUUCAGGAGGUGGUGUGGCAGGUGGUGGGGCAGGUGGUGGGGCAGGUGGUGGGGCAGGGGGUGUGGCAGGUGGUGGGGCAGGUGGUGUGGCAGGUGGUGUGGCAGGUGAGCGUGCUACAGCUGGAGUGGUGAGUCCACUUCAGGCAAGCGGGCAAGGAAGUGUGGCUGCUGAUGUGGCAGAUGCAGCCGGUGAUGUGGCUACCGUGGCAGCUGGCACUGGGGAUGAACACCCGGCUAGAGGGAAGGAGAAUGUUGAGAAGACGAGUCUUGCAAAGACAGAUCUUGAGAAGGAGGUAGGUGGAAAGAGGUUGGUGAGGGGUGAGGGCAGUGACAAGGGGAAGAAGGUGGGCCGAGGAGGGGGGAGAGAGGGAGACAGGGGACGCGGCAGAGGUGUGGAGAGGAAGAAGGAUGGGCCUCUGCCGUUGAUGGUAGAGGGCGGAGAGGAAGGGGAGCAGGGGGAGAGUGCAGGGAAGGCAGAGCGAGAGGUGAGGGAUGGCAGAAGGAAGAAGCGGAAGGGGGGUGAGCGACGAGAGGGGAAGAGGCGGAGGGAUGAGGAGGGGGCGGAGGUGAGUGAGGAGGAAGGGGAGGUUUGGGUAGGUUACAUGGAUGAAGGGGUGAGAUGCGGUGGAGAGGGAUGGGGGAGGGUGGAGGGCGGUGCUGCAGCUGGGGAAGAGGAGGACACCGUGUGGUGUGUAGAGGAGGAGAGGGGGAGGGGAUCGGUGGAAAGGAAGGUGCGUGGUGGUGGCAAGGAGAGGGAGCGAGAGAGGGAGCGGGAAAUGGAGGUACGGACAAAACGUCGAGACGAUGAAAGGGAGGUGAGGUCGAAACGCCGGGAGGAUCCCUUGAGAGAUGGGGGGCAGCGGAGAGAGGAGAGAGAAGCACGAAGCCUACCAAAGGAGCUUCCCCCGUUGGAGAGCUACCGGCCCCAACCUCCCCUCCCUCUUCUUCACCUACCAUGCCCUCAUCCACCAUCCUCCUCCCACCAUCUCCAAAUCUGCCCGCACCAGCCACCUCUUCUCCUCCUCCUUGUUUUCCAACCUUCCUCUGCCCUCGACGCCGCAAGACUUCCGCCUUCCAUCCCUCUCCUCUCCUCCUUCAGCUCGUCCUCCCCCUUGCACCUCUAG